This is a messenger RNA of Durio zibethinus, 2628 nucleotides long. RefSeq names its product protein CLAVATA3 INSENSITIVE RECEPTOR KINASE 5-like. NCBI's taxonomy places the organism in Eukaryota, Viridiplantae, Streptophyta, Magnoliopsida, Malvales, Malvaceae. The record is from RefSeq and is a predicted model, not a curated record. Gene Ontology annotation, biological process: protein phosphorylation. Gene Ontology annotation, molecular function: ATP binding; protein kinase activity.
UUCCUUACAAUUCUCUUGCCUGACCCAGUGACAGGCAUGCUAGUUCACUUUAUAGUACCAAUAAAUCUGUUCUUUCUUUUUAUUUUUUCUCAUUUUUUUCUUGGGGACUGACACAAGAUUUUAGUGAAUAGAUUUCUGGCAUGGAAAGCAGGGACUAGUGGAUUCUGAUCUCAGGAUUACCUUAAACAAGAGACUCACGUUUCAAACUUGGUUUUUCUGAUUACUCUUACUUGAACACAAGUUUUAGCUUUGGGAACUGCCUGCUUCUUGUUCAUGCGAAUUGUAGAUUUGUAGUUCAAAUGGCAAUGAGAAGAAGAGAAAUUGCUUUUUAUUUUCUGGCUUUCUUGUGGUUUUGGAGUCCUACAAAUGGACUGCUUUCUCCUAAAGGUGUAAACUAUGAAGUGCAAGCUUUAAUGGCUAUAAAGGAUGCUCUGCAUGAUCCUCAUGGUGUACUUGAUAACUGGGAUGUUGAUGCUGUUGAUCCAUGUAGCUGGGCAAUGGUUACUUGUUCACCUGAAAGCCUGGUCAUUGGGCUGGGCACUCCAAGCCAGAAUUUAUCUGGUACUUUAUCUCCAAGCAUAGGAAACUUGACAAAUCUUCAGAUUGUGCUAUUGCAGAAUAAUAACAUAACAGGAGCAAUUCCUCCAGAGCUGGGGAAGCUCUCAAAGAUUCAAACACUCGAUCUUUCUGAUAAUUCCUUCACUGGGGAAAUUCCUUCCUCUUUAGGCAACCUAAAGAGCCUCCAGUAUAUGAGGGUAAACAACAACAGUCUCUCUGGAGCAUGUCCUGUGUUUUUGGCUAACAUGACCCAGCUUGCCUUCCUUGACUUGUCAUACAACAAUCUGAGUGGAUCAGUACCCAGAUUUGCCGCUAAAACAUUCAGCAUAGUGGGGAAUCCUUUAAUCUGUGCGACAGGUUCUGAACCAGAAUGCCGUGGGAUGACACUGAUGCCAAUGUCCAUGAACUUGAACAACUCACAAACUGCUCUGCCUUCUACCAGAUCCAAAAGUCACAAAAUAGCCAUUGCCUUUGGCUCGAGCAUCGGAUGUGUGUCCCUGAUGUUUCUUAUACUAGGAGUACUACUUUGGUGGAGACAAAGACGGAAUGAACAGAUAUUCUUUGAUGUUAAAGACCGGAAUCAAGAGGAAGUUUCCCUCGGAAACUUGAGGAGGUUUCAAUUCAGAGAACUUCAGAUUGCAACACAUAACUUCAGCAGCAAGAAUAUAUUAGGCAAAGGAGGUUUUGGGAAUGUCUACAAGGGAAUUCUGCAAGAUGGAACAAUAGUAGCUGUUAAGAGGCUUAAAGAUGGUAAUGCUGCAGGAGGAGGCAUUCAAUUCCAGACUGAAGUUGAGAUGAUCAGCCUGGCAGUGCACCGAAACCUUCUACGACUUUAUGGAUUUUGUAUAACACCCACAGAGAAACUUCUUGUUUAUCCAUACAUGUCUAAUGGAAGUGUUGCCUCCCGUCUCAAAGGAAAACCGGCCUUAGAUUGGGGCACAAGAAAGAGAAUUGCUCUUGGAGCUGCCAGGGGAUUAUUAUACCUUCACGAGCAGUGUGAUCCAAAGAUAAUCCAUAGGGAUGUCAAAGCAGCAAAUAUAUUGCUUGAUGAUGAUUGUGAGGCUGUGGUGGGAGAUUUCGGGUUAGCAAAGCUUUUGGAUCACCAAGAUUCACAUGUCACAACCGCUGUGAGGGGCACUGUGGGACAUAUAGCUCCAGAAUACCUCUCCACAGGCCAGUCUUCUGAAAAAACAGAUGUGUUUGGAUUUGGAAUUCUCCUCCUUGAAUUAAUAACAGGUCAAAGAGCACUAGAAUUUGGCAAGACUGCUAACCAGAAAGGGGCAAUGCUUGAUUGGGUAAGGAAAAUUCAUCAGGAAAAGAAGCUAGAAGUGCUGGUUGACAAGGAUCUUAAAAACAACUAUGAUCGAAUUGAGCUAGAAGAGAUGGUUCAAGUAGCAUUGCUAUGCACACAAUACCUUCCAGGCCAUAGACCAAAAAUGUCUGAAGUGGUUCGAAUGCUUGAAGGUGAUGGACUGGCUGAAAGAUGGGAAGCUUCUCAAAGAGCUGAAGCAACCAAGUGCAAGCCCCAUGAGUUCUCUUCAUCGGACAGAUAUUCUGAUCUCACUGAUGACUCUUCAUUGCUUGUUCAAGCCAUGGAGCUCUCUGGCCCAAGGUGAACUACUUAUAAACUUAACUAUAAACCUUUUUUAUCUUUCAAAGAGAGUUAGAAAAUUAUAGUUGAAGUAGUAUCUGCUAAAAUUCCUACAGUUGUGUAAUAGUGGAAGCAUAGCAUCGGUCGAAAUGGCUUCCAAUUUUUUUCCUUUUUCCUUUUGUUGUUACUUCAACUGUUCAACUGUACAGAUAACAGCCUAAGAAGACAUCAUUGAAAUUUUGAUAUGGAAAUUUCAUGUAAUUGCUAUUGCUAUUGAGUGAGGGAUCUGAGAGGCUGUCUGGUGAAUUUUGUAAGAUCAAAUAUAUAUUCUUUGCUGGAGUCUUAGUUGUAAUUUUAAAAAUUAGAUGAUACAAUAUUGUAAAAGUUGUUGUGCUUAUGUCACUUUAAUUAGAAUUUUGGUUUAUAAAUUGAUGUUUUUAUGUUUAGUAUUAGAUUUUCCUUAAUUAUGGCGACCAUUA